Aureobasidium pullulans EXF-150 is the source of this 1033-nucleotide messenger RNA. RefSeq names its product NAD(P)-binding protein. Gene Ontology annotation, molecular function: oxidoreductase activity, acting on the CH-OH group of donors, NAD or NADP as acceptor. Bases 199 to 984 code for a protein of 261 amino acids. NCBI's taxonomy places the organism in Eukaryota, Fungi, Ascomycota, Dothideomycetes, Dothideales, Saccotheciaceae. The record is from RefSeq and is a predicted model, not a curated record. The transcript is spliced from 3 exons.
ACAUUAUCGGCUUUUGAAGGGGGGAAAAGGCAUGACGUUUCGGUAAAUCGAGGGUCGAAUGUCAACCAGCUUCUCGUCGGCAUCACGAGAGUCUUUUUGUCGGCAUUGAAUCGACUGAAUAUACUUGUCUUGUUGUUUCUGCUCAUCUUUCUUGUUCUUUGCAUACCUUACACCUUGCAACAGACUCACCACAACAUAAUGGCCACCGUACAACAACUCUUCUCGCUCGAGGGCCAGACGGCUCUAGUCACUGGCGGUACUCGUGGUAUUGGUCAAUCAAUGGCCAUUGCCCUCGCUGAAGCCGGCGCAGACAUUUUGCUAGUACAGCGCGACGAAUCAAACCAAUCCACAAGAGAAGAGAUCCAAAGGCUAGGACGCAAAGCCGAUAUCUACACAGCCGACCUCGCAUCAAGAGAAUCCGUAUCCGCCCUCGUCAAGAAAGUCGUCUCGGACGGCCACCAAAUCCACAUCCUGCUCAACUGCGGCGGCAUCCAACGAAGACACCCCGCACACCAAUUCCCCGACAACGACUGGGAUGAAGUCUUGAACGUCAACUUGAACUCGGUCUUUACACUCUGCAGAGAUGUAGGCGCACACAUGCUUGAACGCGACGUGGAUCAAUAUGGUCGCAGAGGUGCCAUCAUCAACAUUGCCUCAUUACUGUCUUUCCAAGGUGGCUUCACAGUACCCGCUUAUGCUGCUUCCAAAGGCGGUGUCGCUCAAUUGACAAAGGCCUUGUCAAACGAGUGGGCAUCCAAGGGUAUCAAUGUCAAUGGCAUUGCACCUGGUUACAUUGCGACUGAGAUGAACGAUGCUUUGAUGAAGGACAAGACGAGAAGUGAGCAGAUCAUGGCUAGAAUUCCCGCUGGCAGAUGGGGAAAGCCCGAGGAUUUCAAGGGUCCUGUCGUCUUUUUGGCUAGCAGAGCGAGUGGUUAUGUCAGCGGUGAGAUUCUGACUGUUGACGGUAGCUGGAUGGCUAGAUAGAUGCUUCUACAUGUUACUCUUCUUCUAAAACAUAUUUUCCAUAUCCAUA